AUGUUGAAUGUUGAGACUAGCCCUCUUAGAGAGGAUGAGAGGCUACAUUGCCUCGAGGAAGCUCUAGAGAAGAUGAAGAAGAAGGGGGUACUUGACCGUAACCUGGAUCUUAACUUGAUAGGUAUGCAUCAAGAAGCUAGGAAGGAGGAGAUCAAUGAAUCUGUCCCAGACGCGAAACCUUUCGACGCCAACCCUCAUUUCCUCGAUCUCAUCCUCCUCUCCGAUUCAUCUCGCAAUGAAUCUGUCCCAGACGCGAAACCUUUCGACGCCAACCCUCAUUUCCUCGAUCUCAUCCUCCUCUCCGAUUCAUCUCGCGUUCCGGCUUCCACUGGCGACCGCAAGAUCAAAAAGAAGACCGCCGCGGCGACUGCGAAACCAAAUGGGAAGCCCCCUGCUUCUUCUCCGAUCCAGGGCAGCCAAUCAGAAAAAGAACAGGGCAUACUGACUUUGUGGAUUAAGACAACGGAGACGGUAAAACCUAUCAGCUUGGGAGCUCCUAAGCCUGCUAUGGAGAUAGACAACCCCGAUGGUAGCAGUGGAAGUGGAGAUGCUGCUGAAGAGAUGGUUGUUCCACAUGUCGACAAAAGCAUUUUCGAGGAACUUGAAGCGAUGGGAUUCCCUAAAUCUCGUGCUACCUGA
This is a messenger RNA of Eruca vesicaria subsp. sativa (arugula), 639 nucleotides long. Lineage: Eukaryota; Viridiplantae; Streptophyta; Magnoliopsida; Brassicales; Brassicaceae. The record is from the annotation of a GenBank genome assembly.